Messenger RNA from Gigantopelta aegis, 11634 nucleotides. Its product is annotated as G-box-binding factor 2-like. The record is from RefSeq and is a predicted model, not a curated record. The transcript is spliced from 2 exons. Lineage: Eukaryota; Metazoa; Mollusca; Gastropoda; Neomphalida; Peltospiridae. Gene Ontology annotation, cellular component: nucleus. Gene Ontology annotation, biological process: regulation of transcription by RNA polymerase II. Bases 398 to 1555 code for a protein of 385 amino acids. Gene Ontology annotation, molecular function: RNA polymerase II cis-regulatory region sequence-specific DNA binding; DNA-binding transcription factor activity, RNA polymerase II-specific.
AACUGCCGUGUCCUUACGCAACCUUGAGCUGUGUGCCCGGCCAGCCAAUCAGAGGUUACCACUGGACUGUGAUGUCAGUAAGCUUUUCAACUGGACAUGCCUUGCACCGAAGAAGACCAGAGAUGAUUGGUUAGCUAAUUUUGGAUUACGUGAUUCGGAAAGCAUUUGCAUACAUGGCACUUACUGGCGUCAUUUCGGGUCACAGAGCCAGCCAUUAUGGACCUGUGAUAGCGGAUUACACCAGUUUGUAUGGCCGCUACUUCGAGGCCAGCGGAACGCAACACAGGCCACUUGCCAACAGUAACAGCAUACCAGUCUUUUUAAGGUGCCGUACAGCUGGAGCCGCACUGCUGAGGAAUUGGAUGGCCAUUCGCCGGUAGCCGAGAUAAAUCGUGAGAUGGAGGAGAAUGGAAGAAUAAAAGAAGAAAUACACCAGGAGACACCUCAAGAAAAAACAAGUUCUGCCUUGACCAACGGUCACACGGUCAUCUGUAAUGGGGUGGCGGGGCACGACGAGAAACUCGACGGGAAGAUACAUUCCCCAGAAGCACAAGAUAUUCCGUUGGACUUUUCCUUCAAACGAAAAAGUAUUGAAUCACUGUCUGAAAGUUUUACUGACGAUUCGAGACCCUCUUCAAACAGUCCCCAUCAAAGUCAUGACAGUUCCAACGAGCACUUCUCAAACAAUAACAAAAUCAACGAAUCCUCUCUUUUGGACAAAGAUGACUCGAUCAUGGAACCCAAAACUCCUGUCUCGCGCAUCCCAAACUCUGCCCUGGCAGCCAUGGGUGUAUUCCCCGACAUGAAUUCGGGGAUGGUUUCCAAUGGAAAUAUGCUCACUGGGUUCCCUGCAAUGGCAGCUUUUAUCGAACAUCAGAGACGCGCACAAGCGAGUAAAAACACCCGUCCGUUUAAGGCUUACCCCAAAAGUACAUUGACGAUGCCCAUGGGAUAUUACGGUAUGCCGGGCUACGUGCCCGUGUCCCAGUCAGAGUCUAUGAUGCACGGGUUAAAUGUGAAUUCGGAGGAGAUCAUGAACAUGUACAAACAUCAAAUCCAGGCUCUCAAGGAGCACGAGAAGCGACUGUCGGGCGGCGCCAAGCAGCAGAGCGUGGCCAGCGUCAAUUCCAAUGUCUCCAGUCCCGUGAGAAACAGCAGCAACGGCAGCAGCAGCAGCGGUAGUUACAGCGAAACUCAGUUAAACAACAGUACCUCGUACCACAACCCGAACUCGCCCUCGUCGCGGAUCACCUCUCUUCCGUACACGAGCGGCACGACCACCCUGGUGUCCAGCACGAGCACGCUGCUCAACUCCAGCGGCAGCAGGAAGCGACCAAAGAUUCUGCCGGACGAGCAGAAGGACGAGGCGUACUGGGAGAGACGCAGGAAGAACAACGAGGCGGCUAAGCGGUCGCGGGACGCCCGGAGAGCGAAAGAGGACGAGAUCGCCAUCCGGGCGGCGCUGCUGGAGCAAGAGAACCUCAAGCUACGGGUGGAGGUGGCGGCGCUCAAGAGUGAAACGGCACGUCUCAGGUGUAUGUUGUACAAUAGCUAGGACCUCGUGUUUACUGUGACGCUGGGCAACAGGGAGGGGAAUCGGACUCACGUGUACGUGUAUCAACCACAUCCAUGUCCACAUCCAAAAUUUGAUAUCCAUUCUACUUCAUUUUAGUUUGUUUUUUUAAUGUGUGAGGCUGGAUAUUUGUGUUUCUCUUUUAUUUUGUACGUUUAUGCAAAAUACCUUCUGGGAAAUGGUGAUAUUCGGACUACCCUGCACGCUGCUUGGUGGUCUAGCUCAGGUGAUAAGGAUUCGUUUCGUCUUGUUGUCCCAUGUUUCGGUUAAAAGCGUAGCAUAGCAUCCUGACGUCUAUAUUUCUUCUCAGUGUAUGCUUUUAACGCUUUUAAAUCUGAUCUAAAACAUUUCUGUUGAAGGUAAAUAGUUUAAAAUAUCUACGUUUUAUUCCUAGUAUUAUUACAAUUUAUGAAAAUAUAAUUUAAUAUCCCAGCACCAAUAGAAGAAAACGAUGUAUUUUGUAUUGACAGUUUGAUUAGGUGGGGUAUGGUAUGCCUUUUAAAAGUUGUCCCGAGUCCUGUGAUAACAAGAUUGAACGAAUCUGUUUUAAUAUUUUUAAUGUGUCAUCAAGUGGCCUCUGCACUUUUUAUGUUAUGUUUGUAAAUGCAUAAUUGUGUAAAUGUACACGACAGUUGCGUUCUCAGGGAAUUAUUACUUUCUGUUCCAAGCAACACGCUGUAUCUCUCGAAAUAAUGUUACUCAGUUUUUAUGAGGGUCGGACAUGGGGAGCCUCACAAUUACAAUAAGUCCAGUGCUGUGCCAAAUGAAUUAAAAGUGGAUUUUCCCACUGGCUAAGAGUAACUGGUACAGGACUGGACUUUCAGUACUAUUUCGUUAACGCCCAGAGUAGUCUAGCAUUUGCAUGUCCAGUCAUGCUUUCCUGGAUAGUAACUCUAACAUCUGUCCAGCUGAAUGUGCACUGUUCAUUGAGCCAAGACUCUUCAUUUGAUUGCCAUUGGUUCACAAAUGCAAUUCGUGUUGGUUGCCAAUAUAACCACAACAUGAAUGGACUAGACAUAAAAGGAAGUCAAAAAUAAAACCACGUACAGUCGAAACUGCUGAUUUUCUGCAGUUUUAACUCUUAGAGAUAUUGGUUGUAAAGACUUGUAGGACCCCCCCCCCCCCCCCCCCCCCUUAUAAUUGUACUGCCAUCAGGACUGGGAUCAAGGUUCCAUAGCCGCUUAAAUCCAUGUACUUUAACCUUUAACCUAAGCAUAGGCUAAUAGAAAAAUGUCGGAUCAUAUUUUGAGGAUACUGCAAUUUAAAAUGUAAUUUAUGUUGUGUUGCUUGGAACAGGUUUUUGUGAAAUACGAUGUGCAGUGAGAUUGUGUAAUGUUUAGUAAUACAAAUAGGUUAGUAUGGUGUGGUACGGUUAUUUAAAUUCUGGAGAUGGAAGACUAUAUAAUUUGUUGAAGAUAUUCUCCUUAGAAUUACAAUUAUCUUACGUCAUUAAAAAUACCGUUUGACUUCAGUUACACUGGAAAUAACAGUUUAUAUAAAUGGCAUUUUAAGGACAUUAAAAAAAUAUCGUAUUUAAACUAAUAUUUUUACCAGGUAUUGAUAAUGAAUUGGACAUGGGGGAAAUAUAAUUUUGAUUAACUCAGAUUGUCGAAUUCACAAUCUGUUUAAAGUCAUAAAAACAUUCAAGGAUUUUAUUGCUCAUUAGUUUGCUAUCUACAAUUACAGUUCAUCAAUUUGUUUAUUGCGAAUAUUCUUAGGAGAAUAUCUUUCAACCCGAAUGUUUAACGCAGUGCCUCUAAAUGUCGCCACAGAUCUUCACACCUACUAACGCCAGCCCAUGCAAUGGGUAGGUAUAUGGUUGUGUACACAGCAAUGGUAUGUGGCAUCAAUGACAACAUUUAAAGGCACGCAGUCGUUAUUUGUUUCCUGAUCAUGUCAUUGUUGUAUGUAUGUUAGUAAAUGUCCAUUUUCUGCGGUGCGAAAAGCCAAUACGGGUGUCAGUCACGUGACAUUUAUGUGACCACGACUGUAAAUAUGCUCAAAUCACUACGAUCUCGCGGGUGCGACAUGCGUGCCCCGAACUUCUCGCUCUUUCUGUUAUUUUUUUUUAUAUCUCACCCUCACUCUCUCUCUCUCUCCCACUCUCUAUCCCACUCAGUGUGUGUCACUUCUGUCGAUCAGUUUAUACUUCAUAAUGGAAGUUAGGCAUUUCGUCUCAUUGCAUCUGAUAAAGACUCAGGGAUAACAGUACAUACAGGUUCUUAUCAGAGAAUAAUCGCAUGCGUGUGGUCUGAAUGAGUUCUCAGUACUCUGGCAAACACUUCAUGUAAAGCUUCAUAAAAUACGGAUCUUUUUUUAUUUCCUUUUAGGUCAUCCUUUUUUUUAGGACCGACUUCAGAGUAUUGUAAAGUGUAAAGCCUUUAAAUACCUUGUUUUUGAAAGGAUUCAUUUCGCUUCCGUUUUUGACUUUCGGCUUAUAGUUAUACAACUGGGAUUUUCCUGUUUGUUAAAAAACUGUUCCUGAUUAAUCCGUACCAUUAAGAGGAGUACUAUAGGCAAUUAAAUGAUACUCUUGUUAUUUAAAUUGAUGUUUUGCGUAUUUUCAAAAUACUUUAAACAAGUAUUGGUUAAAGGCAUACCAACCUUUUGUUACAGGACACACACCUAUAAACUACGUCUACCUUUAAACUACGUCUGCCUUUUAACUACGUCUGCUAGGUAUUAAAGAAACUGAUUUCAUUUCUAUUCUUUGCAGACGUCCUAAUACUUUCCUAGGGUACAUGAAGUGCUUAUCAUUUUUCCUCUUCAUAACUUCAUUUCUGUGGUCCUUGCGUCCAUUGAAUUGCCGCUGUUGAUGAAUCAUCAUGUUUGUAUUGCGGCCCCAUUCACUGAUGCGUGGUGUGUGGUGUGUGUGUGUGUGUGUGUGUAAUACGUGGAUGUUUCUUUUCUCAGCUAUUAUUUAUUCAAACGCCUCCGAGCAUAACCGCGGUGUUGAACAUUUUACGCAAUUUACCCUCGCUGUUAACUAUAGCAAGCUAUAGCAUCGUGCUUGAUCGUUUUAUAUUUGUACAAUUUAAAAAAAAAAGCCUCAUAUUUUGCUAGAAACACAAAUAAUUCAGUGUUAUGUUUCUAAUCGUGUUUCGGGUAACACAAAUGAAAUGGUGUCGUAACACACCCAUUACAAAAAAAGAGAAUAUGAUUUGACCUUGAGAACAUGGGUCACGUGUUAGUAGCUGCUUAAAUUACUGCACGCAGAACAGGGGUAAGUUCAGUCAACCGUUUGUUGCUAACGUUUGAUAGACUUUUUUCCUACAAUAUACAUUAAGCCGAAUGAGCAUUUCGGGAAUCAAUCAACAUAGUUUGCAAACGUUAGCUUAAAAUGGCUGACGGAACGUAGGCCAGUUUUAAGUACUUUAUGAACUCGUGUCUGUAACGGUCGCAUUCGGAAACUCUCGAUGUAUUCCGUAUUUCGUAUAAAACUCUAGUGUCAACUGAUUUUUUUUUUUAAAUCCACAAAUCUAACGAAAAAGUACAGUAAAAAAAAAAAAUCAAGACAUUUUUUUUUUGUAAAUGUAUAAAGAGCAUGAUUUUUUUUUUUUUUCAAUUGCAUCCUAGAUGAAAUAUGACUUUCGACAACUAACGUUUAUUGGUUGAAUGUAUGUUCAUUUGCAUACGGAAUAUAUUAUGAUUGCGAAAACACUCGAGAGUUUAACGAAUGCACUUAGUCGGUUAGUCAUGUUUUGUGUAGAAGUUAACUGCAUUAAUUGUGUAUAUAUUUAUGAACUGUUGAGUUGCAAAUGAUGUGCUAGUUAUUACUGUUUAUUUUUAAACAAAAAACCAGUUGUGUGUAGUCCUUUUGUUUUAUUACAUUGGUGCAUAGUAUUUACAUUUCAGUGCUACCGAAUAUUUAGUGCUAGCCGUCAAAAGUUCAAGCGUAAUGCCCAUUGUGUCUGGCAAUAGGAUGGUAUAAAUUCACCUCCCUGGCUUGUCAACUUGUAAAAUGUUUGGAUACGAAUAAUAAUAUGUUAAGCCGAGCUAUAUUAAUUCUACAUUUGGGUCCAUGCUACAGACUUAAACAAGAUUCAUUUUCUAUAAUGAAUCCGUAAAGCUGCAGUGUCACUAUUACAUUACCGGUAUUUAUAGCGUCCCAAUAAAACGACUGCUAUAGCAGAAUUAAUUGAAAAUACAAGAUACAAACAUAACUUCAGUAUUGAUAAACUCGACUGCAGCAUUAAAAAAACAAAUUCAAUUUCGUAGAUUAAUUUUUAGAAACGUUUUUUAACAGUGAUAUUGACGUUUAGUGGAUAUUGCUUUGAAGUACUGGAAACAGAUACUUGCUCGAUGUACACUCAUUUAGACGUGUUUAUAACACUAAGUGGAUAACCACUUGUUACCUUGCAGUUACUAACUGCUCUGUCUACACUUGGAUACCUCGAUAUUAAAAUCACCUACUAAUUAAAAUCACAUUUUGUGACUCCUUUGAGUGGCCUUCAUAGACAGGGUCCUUAAUAUAUAAUACAUAUAUGCAAAAUGGACGGGUUAGUUUUUGUCCCCAUGGUCUAUACACUGUGGGUGGGGGAGGCUUACAACACCUCCUACCAUAAUGGAAUGGUCUGUUUUAUUUGUACGAAUCCUAUUCUCGUUUCUUCUUUUCGCGUUAUUGUUGCUCUCAAAGAAUACUUGGUGUUGCCUGACGGUCACCACGUCUGUCGUGUGGUUGGCGUAUGGCUGGGUAUUACGGGAUCGGAGUGAGACAGAUAUUUUUUUUUAUUACUACAUUUUUCACACCUGCUGACCUGUAUAUUAUUUAUAGCAAAAUGUUUUUGUGUCUGCUACUAUCUCAGGGAGUUUGUACGACAUUGAUGGUUAUCAUUGCUUUGUCCUAUUUUUUGUGUUCUUGUUAAAACGUGUUUUAAAUGUUACGUUUUGUGUAGUAGAUGGCGUGGGAUUUGUGUGUUCAUACGCUUAUUUACCGACCGAUCAACCGUUAAUUAAAGCCGACUUGUGUACAAGCGAACGUUAACAUGGACGUACGUUUCGUCACUGCUAAAGAAAUUCGUUAAUAUAUAGUUGAGUGAUAUUUGAGUUCUAUACAGUAUGUUUUUAACAACAUAACUGCUUACUUCAUUUUCGUUAUUUAAUUUGAUGAUAUUUUAUUGGUUUUCUGAGAAAUGUCUUUUAAAUAUUAACCGCCACAAAACCAGAUAUCGAUGAUACUUUAUACAUAAAUCUAUGUACAUUGUAUUGUGAAAUGACUAAUGAUUUACAGUUAGAUUAAGAAAUGUUUACCAUAGUUUUGUACAUAUGUAAUAUCAGAUGAUUAUGUACUUUGUAUUGUUUGUUAUAUAACGAUUAAUGGAAAAAAGCAAAUGCCUUAAUACCAAGACUACGGGUUCCCUCAUAAGAAUUGAUAAUACCUCGUUAAUAUAUUUAUAUAUCUAGUUUAUCUCUGUGUCGUUCACCAAAGAUAACUGGAAACAUUCCGUAAUGCGGAUCAUACCAUUUUACCACAAACUACGCUCACUGACUGGUAGAAAAUAGGUCUGUACGAGACACUUCAGGUCCACGUGCUUAUAAAAAUAGAGUUUGGAUUCAUUGUUAGAAAAAGAGAACAGAACAUAAUAGAACUUUACUUACAUUCGUGGUUAGUGAAAUGCCAGUUUUUGCCAAUUAAAAAAGGUCCAAUUUAGUUAUUCUGGGGGGAGGGGAAGAGAUUGUUGCUUGUUCACGACAUAUAUAUCAAAGUCGUUGGAUGAACUGUUCAUUAGCUUGUUGUUAAUCGGUGGUAAUGACCUAUGCAGAGACGGCUGGUUUCCUCUCGCAUGAAAUCGCUUAAACUUUAGUUGAAAAUAGAACGAAGCUAUUCGUAACUAGAUCCAAGUGUAGAUAUAAACUGUAAGCAACCUGUAUAGAUUUCGAGUUUAGAAGUUCAAGAUGAAAUAUGAAUGCAGACUUUGACAUUUAUAAGCACGGGCCUUGAACUGGUUUUCACUCACUGAAUACGGUUACAAUAGCAAACCCAGAAAUCAUAUUUUAUUAUUCUACACUUCAUUAAAUAUAUGUCAUCGUGUUUGUGAACUUAUCAACAUACGUAAAUUAAUAUUCAUAAAUGAUUACAAACGAAGAAAAGGUGCGAUAUAUUUCAUAAGGUUAUUUUUGUAAAUUAUACUACACCUUUACAAAAAGCUAUAAAUAAUUAUGUCUGUAUAUUUUAUGGGUGCGUUGAACAUAGCUUAGCCUAUUAUUGCAAGUUAUUUGAAGUUACUUAUUUUAUCAUUGUUGAAUAUCAACAUUAUUCAUCCUCGCAUCACAUUCGUCAUCCCUAAAAAAUGUAUAAUAUAAAAUAUAAUACGCAAGUUUUCAUUACUUCUGACCGUUUCUCCCUUUUGAUGUGUACUGCCGACGACCUCUUUGUAUUCGAAACCGCAUUUCGUAAAGGUACUUUUGCACUCUGAUCCAGUCGACUACCAUACACACAUCAAGCUAAAUAUUGCGUAAAAAAAUGAAUUACAUAAAUACAUCCGUGAUGGACGUCGCCAUGUUUGUCACUAACACAGAAGUUGCUAUGUAUGAUUGUGUGUGGAAAAGCCCAAUAUAAAGCCACACACUCCAUGUAAACUUUCCCGUGCAUGUCAUGGCUUACAUCUAGUGUAAAAUGUCCGUGUUCAGUAUAACAAACCGUCAAAUAUUUUGUUAAUUCGUAUACGUAACCGCAAGCAACUUUUAAUAUAGCUAUUUCGUGUAUAAUACCGCGACCAACAAGCCCGAAGUACCACGUUUUCGUUUAGUUAGUGGCGGAUAACCUGAACUGUCGACUGGGAAAUAAAUAACCCAAAAGGUUGUGUAUUCGUGUACCACCGUAUUGUGGCAAACAACUCUGAAUAUAUCACGCAAUUCUAUAUCACAUCAUUCUGUUCCAAGCUGCUAACAAGCUAAGAUGUCGUGUAUUCAUGGACAAUACGGUGAUAAACAUAAUAACCAGCCAGGCAAUGACGUACCAUUUCCAUUGUGUAAACCACAGGGAUGUUCCCAUGUCAGUACACAACUCGGAGGAAUUGAUUUCCGUUUGUGAUGAAAUUUGCGUUAUUGAAUAUCGUUCAAAAAACAAAUGUACACACGUAAGAAAAACAAAUGUCAUUCAAGGCCAUUCUGUUUAUUUCCCGCGAGUGUAAAGCGGUCGUUUAGCGGCGAAGAAGAAGAAAAAUACCUGUUUACCUGUUUACCUGUUCAUACCUGUUUGCCUAAGACAUGCCCCUUCCCAGAGAUGCCGUGUAUUAACAUUUUCCACAUUGCACAUGUGAUUAUCGCCGAGAAGUAGUUUACGUUUUGUUUGUGAAUGUCCUGGUAGUUUUCAACGUCAAUGGUUACGAUGUGCGCUGUGCUAUCUGCUGUAUCCCGGCCAGCGUGUAGCAUAUUGACGCAGAGACGUUCACAUUAAAGGGGUUACAUAUCUUCUUCAAGGACGGCUUUUCCAAACAGUUACGUUUCAGUGUAGUGUAUAAAAACCGUGUCUGCGUCAAUCGUCCGCGGUCCGUCUUUUAGAACGUGUCUGCACGAAGGGCGUGUUUUAGGUCCUACAACAGGUUUUAUUAUUAUUAUUAUCACGUCAGUAACUGACCUUGACCGUCACGUAGGAGAAGAAUAAUAUCAGAUGUUUCUUGUAUCAGUUAAUUUCAAAAAUAAAAUUUUUCUCUAGAAAAAAAGUGGCGAUCUUGGAUGUUUAUGAUGUGAAAACGCAUUAAAUAUUUGGAUAUUUAAAUAUUUAUAGUUUUCAAUAUUUCUUUUUAUCUCCGUCUACAUUUCAAAUAUUUAUAUACGCUGAAUUACAACUGUACACUGUAUUUUUAUUCUAAUUUCGAUUAUCAGCUAUUGUGUUUCACUAAAUCAUUCAGUUAACCGCAAUAUCGUUUUUCAUUAGCUUGUUAUUUCACAGUACUUGUAGCUACGCAAAUAAGAGGCUUUUUAAUCUAUGUUCAACAUGCGCAUGCGCGGUGACUGCAGGUAUUGACUGACAUUUACACCUGUUCACAAACUUCAUUGAUAUUUCUGUUUAUUAAAGAUUAUAUUGGUUUUUUUAUAUUAUGAUUUACUUGAGUAAUACGCUUAUGUAUCUAUCGACCAUACGAAAACAUGUAUUUAUUCAUUUGUCUUGUAUAUACAUGUACAUAUAGAUUUGAAAACGAGCGCAUGCACUUGCCCUAAGGGGCUGUUCCAGAAAUCUGACUUGUCAUGGUAUGGUAUGGGUGGGAGACAAUGGUAUGGGUGGAAUGGAAACUCUAUUUACGUGCCCCUAUCCAAAAAGGUUCAGGCACGCCUACCACGGAUCCAGCGUCUGACUUCGCUAGUGGGUGGUUCCGUGGCAGGAUAUGGUAUGGGUGGGAGACAAAAAGGUUGCCUGAUGCCUUUAUUCCUGCUGAGUCUGCUGAAUACCUUCGAUAUGCAUGGUAGAGUUUUCAUAGAAAUGUAUGUAUGCUGGAGACUGGCAGGAUUUCUAUUGAUAUCUAUACUUUGGGGGGUGAGGUGUAGUGGGUAAUCUACGUGUAUAUUUCAUUACUUUGUUUUACAUACAGGGUGCUAUUUCAAAUAUAUUUUGUAGGUGUUUGAUAAUGAUGACGACGAACAGGGUGGUGGGUUUUAAAACGUAAACCCCCUCAUCCAGUGACCAUUUUCAUUUGUGGAACAGCCCAAAGCGUCAGAAUAAUUAUGUUAGUUAAUGGAUGUUAUUUAUAACUUUUAAUUGUCUGUCUCACUCCGAUUUUAAUACGUACGUAUAGGGAAUAUAUUUUUGUAUGUUUUAUAAUCAAUACAAGGGCUAUGGGUGGGCAGUAAACUGAACAAUAACUGUUCACCUGCGAUUGCGAGUUCUGUAAAACAUCAUUAAUAAAAAGAUAACAAUUGAAAAAUAAUUUCGUCGAUAUUCGCUAAUACUUUGCUAAAUUCAUUUCAUAUUUUUGCCUACGAAUUUAAAUACCUCUUUGCAAAAACUCUGAAUAAGCGCCUUUAACGAUCUUUUAAUUUUAUUUUAGUGUCUGAGUGAGAGUGUAUUACACAUUGAUAGAAUACUAGAUUUAUUUUGUGUUUGGUGUGUGCUUGUUCGUUAAUAUAUAUAAAUAUAUAUAUAUAUAAUUCUAUUUUCGCAAAAACGGGUCAAUUAUUUUCUUUUGCCAUUUUCAAAUGUCCCAUGUGACAAAACGUCUGAAUUUCGUUGUCCAUGUUAGCUUCGGAGGUGCUCUUAGCAAUGUACGACAGUUGGUUCUGAAACUUCAAAACUGAAUAAGAACCAAACGCAUCUAAAUGUGGUUGAAGGUAUUCUCGCUUUUGUUUCCAUUGUUUGUUUUGUUUUUUCUGUAUUGAAAGUUGUGAAAUGGUUAGUUAGGUUUUGUAAAUAAUGGUGCGAAAGUGAUUUGCGCGUCUGCUCUUUCAAACCAUGCAUACGUCAUUUCCUGUCCAUUGGAGGAUAUGCUAGAACGAAUGGAGAACUCUCAAAUGGUUGUACAUGUAACAUGAUUUUAUAUUAAUCACAUACACUGUUCCUGAAACCCAACAUUCACGAUUUCAUUAUCCCUUUUUUUUAAAUAUGCAAAUUAGCAAGAGAGAAGUGUGACAAAAGCCAUGUCCGUUAUAAUAAUAUUGAUGUGUGGUUAUGGUCUUUGUAUUGUUUCUCUUCGUUUUUUGUACGUAAAAACAUUUCUUUUUAUGAAGAAAAUGUGAUACAUAACUUCUUGUGAUGUCUACUGUGUGUAAUAAAACUUGUUCCACAGUGAAUAAACUACCGUGUUGCAUUUAAGUGCCAGAGAUAGAAUAUUUUAUAUACACGUUUAUUCACUGUGGUAACAGUUGCCUAUACCUCUGUGAAUUUCUAAAUACCUCGUCCAUUGCAAUAAUACUGGUUUUACUUUACACUAAGCUCUGCUAUCUGUUCCACAUACAAUCACGUGCUUUCGCUGAAAUAAUCGUGUAUGUUGGGUUUCCCAUGAUUCAUUUUGUAUCAAUCGUUUUGAACUACCUCAUUCACUGUUGUCACUCACUUUAAGAAAUAUUGUUAUUUAUGGAGAAUGUUUUGCCCUUAGCGAAUUUUAUUAAACAUGUAUUACCUCGAA